GGCGUGGGCUCAACGCCUCAGAGCGUGUUAAGAAAUUCACCCGAAGGCAGUGGCUGAGAUGGGUUCGUUCAAGGAUGACAGAGAGGAAGUCCUACAGGCAUGGUAUAUGGAUGAUAGUGAUGAAGACCAAAGGCUCCCCCAUCACCGGGAUCCCAAGGAAUUUGUGUCCUUGGACCAACUUGCUAAACUUGGAGUGCUCAGCUGGCGAUUAGAUGCUGAUAACUAUGAAACAGAUGAGGAAUUGAAGAAGAUUCGUGAAGCCCGUGGAUACUCCUACAUGGAUUUUUGUGAGGUUUGCCCAGAAAAACUGCCAAAUUAUGAAGAGAAGAUCAAGAACUUUUUUGAAGAGCAUCUUCACACUGAUGAGGAGAUUCGCUACUGUGUGGCAGGAAGUGGUUAUUUUGAUGUGAGGGAUCAAAAUGACUCUUGGAUCCGUGUGUGGCUAAAGAAAGGAGGAAUGAUUGUAUUACCUGCUGGAAUUUAUCACCGGUUCACACUGGAUUCGAACAACUACAUCAAGGCAAUGAGGCUGUUUGUUGGUGAUCCUGUUUGGACUCCCUUUAAUCGUCCUCAUGAUAAUCUACCUGCAAGGCAAGAGUAUCUUGAAGCUUUUGGGCAGAAGGAAGCCGCUAAUCAUGUUGUUGAUGCUGCAGCAUGAAAUCCAUCUUUAGUUCUAGUACUUUGAAAAAGAAUGUGGUGUGGGUCUAAGAAAUAAAUACCUAUGGUUAUAGGUCUGGCAUAUUGUGCGGUUUGCUUUGGUUUACUUGCCUCUUUCAAUAUACUUGUGUACCUCGGCCACGAUUGGCAAAAACCUGAAUAUAAGGGAGCUCUACAUGAUAUUUGCU
This is a messenger RNA of Vitis vinifera (wine grape), 845 nucleotides long. Its product is annotated as 1,2-dihydroxy-3-keto-5-methylthiopentene dioxygenase 2-like. The record is from RefSeq and is marked validated. Bases 59 to 658 code for a protein of 199 amino acids. Gene Ontology annotation, molecular function: acireductone dioxygenase [iron(II)-requiring] activity. The transcript has 7 exons. NCBI's taxonomy places the organism in Eukaryota, Viridiplantae, Streptophyta, Magnoliopsida, Vitales, Vitaceae.